AUCUUCGCAAAAGCUAUACAGGAAUCUGAGACAUGUAAAGUCAUCUUCCUGCCAUUCGCAAGCUCGCGUCGGCGCGUGGUAAAGUGGAUGGAGACGCGUCGCCAAGCGCAAAAGAACUGAGAGAGGGGCGCGACCUCGGAAUUCGCCAGAAGCUAAACCUCAUGUGAUUCCGCGGCAGAUGAAUCCCCGCACCGAGCUCGAAAGACGAUCCAUCUUCGGUAGUUGAAAUGACGCCGAUGGAUGUCAAAUGUAUGACGUUAGAGCCAUGGCGCGGUUCUCGCACGCGUCCCAUGGCAUUCCUUCGGACAUCGGUCGCGAAAGCUCUGCCCGUUCUUCCAGAGUCGGUGCUUCUUGAGUCUCCUUACCCGAUGAUUUAACUUGACUGUUCUGCUGUUAUUGUUUACGCGCGUCACAAUGGACUCACUACCUUCGUCAUACCGGCUGCUCGCAGCUCUGCCAGCGCGGUUAUGUUCCAAACGCCCUCUCCCCGCACAAUUACGAGCCGCGCGACUGCCACCGCGAUGGAGGUUCACAGGUCAAUUGCGAAGCAUCAGUCAAAGCGCUCCAACAAUCGACCGCUCGAAAUCAAAGCUUUUCAAAGAUGCAGACGAAGCCGUUGCGGACGUGCAACCGGGAUCCACAGUCCUGAGCGCAGGAUUUGGAUUAUGUGGUGUUGCAGACACACUCAUUGGAGCGAUGAAGAAGCGCGGCCCGCAAUCGCUACACUCCUUGACAGCCGUCUCCAACAAUGCUGGCAUUGAGGACGUAGGAGGCUUAGCGCUACUUACAAAGAGCGGACAAGUCAAGAAGCUCAUCAUAAGCUUUCUGGGAAACAACAAGGCAUUGGAGAAGCAGUAUCUGGGCGGUGAUAUCGAGAUUGAGCUAUGCCCACAAGGCACACUUGCGGAGAGGAUAAGAGCCGGCGGUGCGGGCAUCCCAGCAUUCUACACGCCCACCGCUGUCAACACGUUGCUACAAGAUGGAGAGAUCCCUGCAAAGUUUGACAAGGAUGGAAAGGCCGUUGGCUUUGGUCAGAAGAGGGAGGUCAGAGAGUUCAAUGGCAAGAAGUUCCUCAUGGAGACUGCCUUGACCGGCGAUGUUGCGAUCAUUCGAGCACACAAGGCCGACGAGGCUGGCAACUGUGUCUUCAGAUACACCACCAAAGCCUUCGGUCCCAUCAUGGCCAAAGCGGCCCGCCUCACCAUCGUUGAAGCCGAGGAGAUUGUCCCAAUCGGUACCUUUGACGCGAACGACAUCGACCUCCCCGGCAUCUUUGUCGAUCGCAUCGUUCCUUCCACAGCUCCCAAGAACGUCGAGAUCAAGAAGCUCCGGAAACCCGCUGCCUCCUCAGAUGCAUCAUCCAAGAACGAGGCGGCAGAGCGUCGCGACCGAAUCGCUCGCCGAGCAGCGAAGGAGUUGAAGCAAGGAUACUACGUCAACUUGGGUGUCGGCAUCCCAACGGCAGCAGCGUCUUUCGUGCCUGACGGUGUGAAGGUGUGGCUACAAUCCGAGAACGGCAUUCUGGGUAUGGGGCCUUAUCCUACCGAAGACGAGCUCGACCCAGAUAUUAUCAAUGCCGGUAAGGAGACAGUCACACUCUUGCCUGGCGCCUCAACAUUCGACUCUGCAGAGUCAUUCGGUAUGAUCCGCGGUGGACACGUCGAUGUCUCCAUUCUGGGCGCUCUUCAAGUCAGCGCCUCUGGCGACCUAGCAAACUACAUGGUACCCGGAAAGGUAUUCAAGGGCAUGGGCGGCGCCAUGGAUCUCGUCAGCAACCCAGAGGCUACCAAAGUAGUCGUCGCCACGGAGCACGUCGCGAAGGACGGAUCAAGCAAGAUCGUCCAGGAAUGCAAGCUGCCGUUGACGGGAGCCAAGUGCGUCAGCACUAUCAUUACGGAUAUGUGUGUAUUUGAGGUCAACCGGAAGCGUGGUACUUUGACGCUCACUGAGACCGCGCCUGGUGUGAGCGUCGAGGAUGUCAAGGCAAAGACAGAUGCCAAAUUUGAGGUUGCGCCAGAUCUGAAGACUAUGGAAUAGAUGUUUUGUGUAGUUUUUGGCGUACGUAGCAUACCCUAGUGAUGAUCGUUGUCAAUUUCUUCA
Molecule: messenger RNA, 2100 nt
Organism: Alternaria rosae
Lineage: Eukaryota; Fungi; Ascomycota; Dothideomycetes; Pleosporales; Pleosporaceae
Exons: 2
Coding region: 415-2037 (540 amino acids)
Biological process (GO): ketone body catabolic process
Molecular function (GO): succinyl-CoA:3-oxo-acid CoA-transferase activity
Source: RefSeq, a predicted model, not a curated record